AUGGGGAUCUGUGUCUUUGGAAUGGUGGGGAACGGGAUAGUGUUGUGGUUCCUGGGCUUCCAGAUGAAGCGGAACCCUUUCACAGUCUACAUCCUAAAUCUGGCAGUUGCUGACUUCUCUCAGCUUCUCCUGUUUUUUCUUCUCAUAUUGGGAAAUUUCAACAUAACAAUAAUUGGUUAUGAUUUGGAUUCUUUUGUUUCUUUCUACAAUAAUUUUUUAGAUGCAUUUGAAUUUCUGUGCGAGUUCUUUCUCCUUAGCAGCUUGGGUCUCCUGACAGCCAUCAGCAUGGAGCGCUGUGUCUCUGUCAUCUUCCCAAUCUGGUAUCGCUGCCACCGCCCAAAGCACUUAUCAGGCAUCGUGAGUGGGGUUUUCUGGGCCAGCGUCGGGGCUUUCAUUUCUUCUAUUUAUCUCUGCUUUCUGUUUGGUCAAAGAUGUUACACAGUAUUUUCAGGUGUGUCCAUGGUGUAUUCAGUGAUUUUGUCAUUAAUGAUGUUGAUUUCCAAUGUGGCCAUGGUCAUCAGGCUCCGAUGUGGCUCACAGAGACGGCACCUGGGGAAACUCUAUGUUGCUGUUGUGCUCAAUGUCAUCUUCUUCUUUGCCGUUGGGAUACCCUUCAUUGUAAAUGGUUUCCUUCAGCUUUUACAUUCGGGUGAUUUAUUUCUUCAGGCAGUGACUCUUGUGCUGGCUAUGCUAAACAGCAGCGUGAAUCCAGUCAUUUACUUCCUGGUGGGGAGCUGUCAGCAGCGCCGCUUCCGAGGCUCCAUCAGAGUAGCCCUGAGCCGAGUGUUUGAAGAGAAAGCGAGGAGUGAGGAGCAAGGAGGAGAGCCCCGUGCCCGAGGGCAUCCGGAUGGAGAGCAGUGUCCCAGGCACGAGGAACAUGACGCAGCGGAGAGGGGUGGCCACGCAACCAUCGCCGGAGGCUUUGUGCUGCCGAGGCUGGAGGCCUCUGUGCUGGAGCUCCUGCAGCAGCACUGUUCCCAGGAGCACCUGGAGGUAGGAGACGGGGGGCGGGAGAUGGGAGAUGCCUCCUGGGCAGGGUCAGAGCUGGAAGGCCUGAGUCUCCUGACAGCCAUCAGCACGGACUGCUUUGUCUCCGUCGUCUUCCCAAUCUGGUAUCGGUACCACCUCCCAAAGCACUUAUCAGGCAUCCUUUCACAUUCAAGUGAAAUAUUUCUUCCGAAAGGGAUUAUUGUGCUGGCUCUGCUGAACAGCAGCGUGGAUCCAGUCAUUUACUUCCUGGUGGCGAGCUGCUGGCAGCGCUGCUUCCGAGGCUCCAUCAAAGUCGCCCUGCACCGAGUGUUUGAAGAGAAAGCGAGGAGCGAGGAGUAG
Strigops habroptila (Kakapo) is the source of this 1329-nucleotide messenger RNA. Its product is annotated as mas-related G-protein coupled receptor member D-like. The transcript is spliced from 4 exons. Lineage: Eukaryota; Metazoa; Chordata; Aves; Psittaciformes; Psittacidae. Gene Ontology annotation, molecular function: G protein-coupled receptor activity. Gene Ontology annotation, biological process: G protein-coupled receptor signaling pathway. Gene Ontology annotation, cellular component: membrane. Bases 1 to 1329 code for a protein of 442 amino acids. The record is from RefSeq and is a predicted model, not a curated record.